ACUAAUGAUAACCAAUUCACUGUGGUCAAUUGCAAAGGAAAAACGUGAUCUAUCUAGAUUUCAUCAACCGGUCAUAACAGAUCUUGAAAGGUAAGCCGAGUGGUCAUUUUAGAGCACAAAAUGAAGAACACCCUCUUCUCACGUCUCCCUCAUACAACUACAAAUCCAUUCAAAAGUGACACUUUUUCAUCAUUAGAUUAGAGAGGGUGAUAUUUACUAGAGUUUGGUUAUGAACUUCUCUGUGUUUAACAGAAGCUGGUGGUGUAACCAUGAGACUAGAAAAACUUUGUACCUCUUGUUCUUGGGUCAAGUGGUCUCCUUCACUUUAGCUCUUAUGAGUUUCACUUCAUCACUCAUUGCCAGUUUAGGUGUGGAUGCGCCUCUUACACAGAGCAUUUUUAUUUACUUAAGCUUGGGCUUGUUUUAUGGAAGUAUCUUGUUGUACAGGCGCCAGAGAUUAAGGGUUUCUUGGUAUUGGUAUCUCUUAUUGGGGUUAGUUGAUGUUCAUGGGAAUUAUCUUGUUAAUAAAGCAUACCAAUUCUCAUCAAUUACUAGUGUGCAAUUAUUGGAUUGUGGAACUAUAGCAUGGGCCAUAGUGUUAACAUGGAUCUUCCUAGGCACUCGAUAUUCCUUGUGGCAAAUUUUUGGUGCAGCCAUAUGUGUGGCGGGUCUCGCUUUGGUGAUCUUCUCUGAUUCAGGAGCGGGUGAUGGAGGUGGUUCAAGACCUCUACUUGGCGACGCACUUGUGAUCGUGGGGACUCUUUUCUUCGCUAUGAGCAAUGUUGGGGAGGAAUUUUGUGUAAAGAAGAAAGAUCGCGUUGAAGUAGUUUCUAUGAUUGGUGUCUUUGGAUUUCUAGUAACUAUUUGUGAGAUACCUUUGAUAGAGCUGAAGAGUUUGGAGUCAAUCAACUUGUCCACGGAUAUUAUAUUGGCUUUUGUUGGCUUCACUCUUGCUGGUUUUAUGUUCUACACAAUUGUUCCAUAUGUUCUCAAGCUAAGUGGUGCUACAAUGUUCAAUCUCUCUGUUCUCACCGCCGACAUGUGGGCAGUUAUUUUUCGAAUCUUUUUCUAUCAUCAACAGGUUGAUUGGUUAUACUUUCUUUCUUUUGCAGUUGUAGUUAUUGGGCUCAUCAUAUACUCACUAACUGAAAGGGAUCCUCAUCCAUUACCAUCUUUGGAGAAUGGAAAUGCCGAUGUUCAGUACCAAAUACUUGUUGAUGAAAAUAUUGUGACUGAGAAUGAGGCUUCGGGUGCAAGAUGAACACACAGAAAGUUAAACUAUUCUUAAUUUGAGUCUGUAAUUAUAGCUGAUCCAUGGUAAAUAAUUGGGCAUUUAUAAUAAGAUCUUUGAUUCUUACACAGUUUGGCUUUUAAACUUUUGAGAAGAUUAGAUUCUUUUUCACCUCAAAAACCAAAUUAUGCAAAUUCAGAGUUCAAAAAGAUAAGUAGAAAUAAGUGAUAUAAUUCUUAGUUCUAAUUCUUUCAUGUCUUAUGUGUUGUAUAAAACACUUUGAUUUAUACUAUAAAUAUAUGAUUUAUACUAUAAA
This is a messenger RNA of Cannabis sativa, 1547 nucleotides long. RefSeq lists its product as uncharacterized. Gene Ontology annotation, molecular function: transmembrane transporter activity. NCBI's taxonomy places the organism in Eukaryota, Viridiplantae, Streptophyta, Magnoliopsida, Rosales, Cannabaceae. Gene Ontology annotation, cellular component: membrane. Gene Ontology annotation, biological process: transmembrane transport. The record is from RefSeq and is a predicted model, not a curated record. The coding region runs from base 230 to 1261 and encodes 343 amino acids. The transcript is spliced from 11 exons.